Messenger RNA from Cinara cedri, 1387 nucleotides. The record is from the annotation of a GenBank genome assembly. NCBI's taxonomy places the organism in Eukaryota, Metazoa, Arthropoda, Insecta, Hemiptera, Aphididae.
ACCCGGGAAUUUUAACGAAGUCGAUGACGCCGACAGCAGCAGCAGCAGCUGACGGUCGUACGAUAAUCCGCCGAACACUCCGUUAUCAAUAUCAAUUUGUUCGUCCUCGAGUCGAGAAAAUUCUGUUCGCAACAACCUUCGCUAGUUCGCUACGACAUUUUUCUACGUUUUUCACGUCCGCGUAACACGAAAAUAUACCGUAAGUAUUAUACAUUUUACUUUAAUGUUCACGCACGGCGCGCAGCAAAGUUAGUGUACACGGUUGAAUCCUUUGUCCGCAUUUGACGAUUGGUUCGUGUAACCCGUACAUUGAAAAUAUAUAUAUAUCAUUAGACAUUCUAGAACAUAAUAUUAUGUACCUAUCUAAUUUCUCUAUUCGGAUAAUUGUAUCGCACAAUGUUAACAUUAGAUACAGCCUAUAACUACUUAAAACUAAUUCGUACUUGUUUCUGUGAAAUUGAUAGACGUUGAUGAUCAGUACAUCUAGAUAAUUAUUCCACCUAGGGUAACGGCACUAGUCUUUGGCAUUAACCUAGUUUUUAACUAGUAACUAGUAGUUAACCUAGUAAUUUUGGGUUUAAUAAACUGUUUGGAUUCAGAAAAUCAAUUUUACUUGUUAAAUUUAACCAAGGUGCCAGUAAGUUAACAUUUUGAUGGUAGCCGACCGGUCAACUGAACACAAACAACUCAUCUAUGACAUAUUAAACACAAAAUUGAGUUAUAUUGCCAAUUACUGAUGCUGUUUACGUACCUAUACUUUUUUUUCCCUCCAAACUGGAAAGGGCUUAUUUUUUACGUUUAUUUUUGUUUACUUACUAAUAAAAAAAUGUAUUUUACAUUUUAUAUAUCAUAUUCUGAACACUUUGAUUUUGAAACGUCUAUAAUUAUACUAAUACAAUUUUAAUUAUUUCAGAAAAUGGGUGGUGACUUUGGACAAUUAAAAAAUGACAUUCGCGGUGUCAUCACUACCAAAUUGUCUCCUUAUGAGCAAAAGGCGUUUAAAGGAAUCAUCUCUCACGGUGUACCUAAUGCAAUCAGACGAACACUUUCCAAUGUUCCAUAUAUAGUGCCGCCAUUCAUCAUCGGCUAUCUGGUUUACGAUUGGAUUCACCACACCCACCAUAAAAGUUUAAGAAAGAACCCAGCAGAAUUCGCAAAUGACCAAUAGUUUUUUUUUUUUUUUUCAUUCUACUGUCUGCGUAAAAUAAAUCAUCUUAAUGAUUGAUUAUAGAUAAUAGAAAUUUGUUUGUCAAAUAUAAAUAAUAUGUUUAAAACAAACAAUAAGUAAUAAAAAUGUUUAAUUGUUACGUGUUGAGUUGAUUAUCAAUUAUUAUGAAAUAAUAUAAAGGUUUAAUGAAUAAAACAGUUUAAAUUCUGUUAAAAACAU